Mustela lutreola (European mink) is the source of this 360-nucleotide messenger RNA. Its product is annotated as adenosine 5'-monophosphoramidase HINT1-like. Gene Ontology annotation, molecular function: hydrolase activity. The record is from RefSeq and is a predicted model, not a curated record. Lineage: Eukaryota; Metazoa; Chordata; Mammalia; Carnivora; Mustelidae. Bases 1 to 360 code for a protein of 119 amino acids. The transcript has a single exon. Gene Ontology annotation, biological process: purine ribonucleotide catabolic process. Gene Ontology annotation, cellular component: cytoplasm; nucleus.
AUGGCAGAUGAUUUUGCCAAGACUCAGGCCAGGUGGACUGGGAAAGACACAGUGUUCAGGAAGACCAUUCACAAGGAAAUCCCAGCCAAAAUCGUUUUUGAGGAUGACCAGUAUCUUGCUUUCCAUGACCUUCCCCUUCAUAUACCAAAACGUUUUCUGGUGACUCCCGAGAAGCAUAUAUCCCAGAUUCCUGUAGCAGAGGGUGAUGACAGAAGUCUUCUUGGACAUUUAAUGAUGGUUGGCAAGAAAUGUGCUGCUGAUCUGGGCCCUAAGAAGGGUUAUCGAGUGGUGGUGAAUGAAGGUUCAGAUGGGGCCCAGUCUGUCAUUUUCAUCUCCAUGUUCUUGGAGGUUGGCAGAUGA